Verticillium dahliae VdLs.17 is the source of this 2121-nucleotide messenger RNA. RefSeq names its product sexual differentiation process protein isp4. The record is from RefSeq and is a predicted model, not a curated record. The transcript is spliced from 2 exons. Gene Ontology annotation, biological process: transmembrane transport. Gene Ontology annotation, molecular function: oligopeptide transmembrane transporter activity. The coding region runs from base 1 to 2121 and encodes 706 amino acids. Lineage: Eukaryota; Fungi; Ascomycota; Sordariomycetes; Glomerellales; Plectosphaerellaceae.
AUGCUCAAGUCUCCCGCGGACCCCCGUGAAGUCUUCGAGGAUGGCGUUCUCGACCACAUCUUGGACGACCACCCCGAAAGGCGAACACGAUGGAGCCGUUUCCGCCUCUGGCUGGCCCAGGGAAGAUGGAACGAGAAGGAGCACACAUGUGUCUACGUGAGCAGCAACGUCUCCUUUGGUUUCGCCUUCGCGACAGACGUCAUCGUCGAGCAGUCGAGGUUCUACAACCAAGAGGCUACCAUUCCGUAUCAACUGUUGCUCAUCCUGUCGACCCAGAUUCUGGGCUACGCCUUUGCAGGCAUUACGCGCCGCUUUCUGGUUCGUCCUGGCGGCAUGAUUUGGCCAGGUACGCUCAUGUCUGCUGCGAUGUUUGGCACUCUCCAUAAAGAGGAGAACAAACCGGCCAAUGGCUGGCGCAUGUCCCGAUGGAAAUUCUUCUACAUUGUGUGGACGGGAGCCUUCGUCUUCUACUUCCUGCCGGGACUCCUCAUGCCGUGCCUCAGCUACUUCAACGUCAUCACCUGGUUUGCACCGAAGAACGUCGUCAUUGCAAACCUUUUCGGAGUGUCGUCCGGACUUGGCCUCUUCCCCCUGACUUUCGAUUGGGCACAGAUCUCUUACAUUGGCUCUCCGCUUUUGGUGCCAUUUUGGGCGGCAAUGAAUGUCAUUGGCGGCAUGUUCGUCGUCAUGUGGUUCGUCGCACCGAUUGCUUACUACGGAAACAUGUUCUACUCUUCUUACAUGCCAAUCUUGUCGUCGGCUGUGUUCGACAAUACGGGAAACGUCUACAACGUCAGCCGCAUCCUGACUGACGAGUUCCUUUUCGACAAGGAGGCCUACACGAACUACAGCCGUGUCUUCCUGCCCAUCACCUACGUGCUGAGUUAUGGAGUACAAUUCGCAGGUCUAGCUGCGUUGCUCACGCAUACGGCUUGCUGGCAUGGAAAAGACAUGUGGGAGACGUGGAAGACGUCUUGGCAGGAGGCGCGGGAGGAAGGCAAACCAACCUACCAGCCUGUUUCAAACGAACCCGAUUCUGCCGCACCAGACAGCCCAGCAACGCCGGGCCUGUCAAGGGCAUCCACAAAUUCAGACAGCCAUCUCUUCAAGGAGGAUGUGCACAGCCGACUGAUGAGACGGUACAAAGAUGCCCCGAUUUCGUGGUACCUGAUGACAUUCGUUUCCAUGUUGGCGAUAGGAAUAUUUGUUGUUGAAUACUACCCGAUUCACCUGCCAUGGUAUGGAUUGCUACUUGCAUUGGGCGUCUGUGCUGUCUUCUUUAUUCCCAACGGCAUCAUCAUGGCAGUGACGAACCAGCAUAGCAGCAUUUAUCUCAUUUGCCAGCUGAUCUGUGGUGCUGUCUUCCCUGGACGACCUAUUGCGAACAUGGUGUUCGUGACAUACGGCUACAUCUCCUCAGCGCAGGGUAUCAAGUUUGCCUCGGACCUCAAACUCGGCCACUAUAUGAAGAUCCCUCCUCGCAUCAUGUUCUCCGUUCAGAUGGCGGCGACUGUGGUCUCGUCGAUUACACAGAUCUUUGUGCUCAAUUGGAUGUUCGCCAACGUUCCCGGCAUUUGCACCAAGGAUGCGGUCAAUGGAUUCACCUGCCCGUUCGCUCGUGUUCACUUCAACGGCUCAAUCCUAUGGGGCGUUGUCGGGCCCGGCGAGUUCUUCGGACCCAACGCGACCUACAGGAGCCUCGUCUGGUUCUUCCUGUUGGGGGCCGUUCUGCCAAUCCCACUCUGGCUGUACAGUCGCAACAAGAAGAACAGCAUUGUGCGAAAAAUCAACCUGCCGCUGGUGUUCGGCACGAUGUCCUGGAUCCCGCCGGCCACAGGACUCAAUUUCUCGGUGUGGGUGCUGGUGUGCUACGUCUUCAACUACCACAUCAAACGCCGCGCGAGCGCGUGGUGGGCCAAGUACACCAUGACGAUGAGCGCGGCGCUCGACUCAGGAUUGGCAUUCGGCAUCGUCAUUGUCUUCUUUGGCUUUGUGUACCCGGGUCUGAUGAAGGGCUUUAGCUGGUGGGGGACGGAGGUUUACAAGCAGGGCUGCGAUUGGCAAGCGUGCCCUUACAAGACGCUGCCCGAAGGCGCGCAUUUUGGACCAGACACAUGGUGA